This is a messenger RNA of Pecten maximus, 1002 nucleotides long. Its product is annotated as nephrin-like. NCBI's taxonomy places the organism in Eukaryota, Metazoa, Mollusca, Bivalvia, Pectinida, Pectinidae. The transcript is spliced from 4 exons. The record is from RefSeq and is a predicted model, not a curated record. The coding region runs from base 1 to 1002 and encodes 333 amino acids.
AUGGAAUUAAUUGUUCUUGUUGUAAUCUUUGUGCCUUGUCUCUGUAUAGGUGCUGAUGUAGAGCUGACAACCUCCUCCUCUUCUGUCAAUGAAGGAGAGUCCCUCACCUUGACCUGUUCUGUGAGUGUGGACGGUGUUGUAGAUGCCACGUUUUUUGAGGAUGGUGGGAAAUAUCUAGGUUAUGUAAAGCUGGUUGACGGAAGGUGUGAGGACGCUAGAAACAACACCUGUAAACAACAGUGUUCCUGCUCAGGAGAUGGUAGAACCUUUUUCUGGACGAUUUCAAACUUGGAUAGAUCGAUGGACGGAAGAGGGUUCAUAUGUGGUGUUAACUCUACUAAAGCUAUAUACAGCAGUGUACGUCGGAUCCGUGUGCUAUAUCCACCAACUGGAAGCGUCAUUUUGUCGCCAUCUGGAACAUACACCAAUGUUACCGGUACAACAGUGGCACUCGAUUGUCAAGUAAAGGGAGGUAACCCCCUGGCUACACUAUCGUGGGAAUGCAAGGGGUCACCAAGGACCGGACAUAGCUGGACCAAUUCCGGCAUUGCUAGGUCCAGACUGCAGUUAACAAUCGACGAAUCCUACCACCGACGGCAGUGUGUGUGUACCGCAAAACACCAGGGUAGUGUGUUCCAUGAAGGGGCUGUGGAGUUUAAUGUGAUUUAUCCACCAACAAGAAGCGUCGUGUUGUCGCCAUCUGGAACAUACACCAGUAUUACCGGUACAACAGUGACACUCGAUUGUCGAGUAGAGGGAGGUAACCCCCUGGCUACACUCUCGUUGGAAUGCAAGGGGACACCAAUGACCGGGCAGAAUGGGACCAAUGCCGGCGUUACUAGGUCCAGACUGGAAUUAACAAUCGACGAAUCCUACCACCGACGGCAGUGUGUGUGUACCGCCACACACCAGGCCAGUCCUAAUGGAGUGUACGGUACAGAGUCUGUGGAGUUUAAUGUGAUUUGUAAGUAUGACAUAUUUUUUCUGCAUAAUCUCUGUUGA